Messenger RNA from Staurois parvus, 306 nucleotides. Lineage: Eukaryota; Metazoa; Chordata; Amphibia; Anura; Ranidae. The record is from the annotation of a GenBank genome assembly.
AUGUAUGUGAAAUGGUUUGAUACAGUAAUGUUUUACUGUGUGAUUUUAGUGAAUUCAGUGAAUUGUCAUUUUCAAAUUUCCCGCCUUUCCGUCCCCGUACAUCCCGAAGUCGCAGGGGACGGAACCCAGAAGACAGAUGCCGGCAUCCGCUGGAGGACAUUACAGGGGACACUGCAGGAGGGACAUCAUGGGAGCGCAGGACAAGGUAAGAGAAGAACAGAUCCCGGAGCAGCGCCGCAUGGUAAGCCCGAGUGUAGCUCGGGGUUACCGCUUGUGCUACACUCGGGAAUACCUCCAGGGAGGUUA